GAAGCCGUGCAGUGACCACAAGCAAGAUGGCCGCCGAGGGAGUCCACAUUUGCCGAGGCGGAAUGCAGUAGGCGGGGCCGCGAGCCUUGUGUCAAACUUUGGGAAUGACACCAGGAGUGCUGCAGGAUUCGCAAAGAAGGGAAAGUGUCGCCCUUGUUGCCGCUCCUUGGAUUUCUUGGGAUUUCUUUUUCUUUUUUAAACGCCCAGCCUGUGGAGCCGAGACUUUUUCUUCGACGGUGUCAAAUUGCAUAUACCUCAGCCAUGUCGGAGGACCUGAGUUCCCAACCGUGGUCCAUUCGUAAAGAUGACUAUGAGCUCCAAGAGGUGAUUGGGAGCGGGGCCACAGCUGUGGUUCAAGCCGCCUACUGCACACCGCGCAAGGAGAAGGUGGCCAUCAAACGCAUCAACCUGGAGAAGUGCCAGACCAGCAUGGACGAACUCUUGAAAGAGAUCCAGGCCAUGAGCCAGUGCCACCACCCAAACAUCGUGUCUUACUACACCUCAUUCGUGGUGAAGGAUGAGCUGUGGCUGGUCAUGAAGCUACUAAGUGGCGGCUCAGUGCUGGAUGUGAUCAAGCACAUCAUCUCACGAGGCGAGCACAAAACGGGCGUCCUGGACCAGGCCAGUAUAGCCACCGUCCUAAAAGAUGUGCUCGAAGGCCUCGAGUACCUGCACAAGAAUGGACAGAUACACAGAGAUCUCAAAGCUGGAAACAUUCUUCUGGGAGAAGACGGUUCUGUGCAAAUCGCAGACUUUGGCGUGAGCGCCUUCCUAGCCACAGGCGGCGACAUGACCCGAAAUAAAGUGCGCAAGACGUUUGUGGGAACGCCGUGCUGGAUGGCGCCCGAAGUCAUGGAGCAGGUCAAGGGCUACGAUUUCAAAGCGGACAUCUGGAGUUUCGGGAUCACGGCCAUCGAGUUGGCCACCGGGGCGGCGCCGUACCACAAAUAUCCCCCGAUGAAGGUGCUGAUGCUAACGCUGCAGAACGACCCGCCGGGUCUGGAGACCGGCGUCACCGACAAGGAGAUGGUGAAGAAGUACGGCAAGUCCUUCAGGAAGAUGAUCUCCAUGUGUCUACAGAAGGAUCCAGAAAAAAGGCCAACAUCCUUGGAGUUGCUGAAGAAUAAAUUCUUCCAGAAAGCUAAGACGCACGACUACCUCCUUGAUAAACUUCUUCAGAGGGCUCCCACAAUAUCAGAGCGGUCCAAAAGGGUACGUCGCGUUCCGGGUUCCAGCGGGCGUCUGCACAAGACUGAGGACGGCGAGUGGGAGUGGAGCGACGACGAGCUGGACGAAGAGAGCGAAGAAGGCAAAGCCGCCGUGGCCGCCUUGAGGUCGCCGAGAGUGAAGGAGGCGUCGCAGAACUCAGAGAUGUUCCGGACGCCGGAGCCUUCGCGCGUACCGCCUCCCGCUGCUGCCGACGAAGCAGCGCUACCUCAGGCUGCCGGCGCGCUUCCGCCGCCCGCGCAGCCCGCGCCCGCCGCCCCUCACCCUGCGUCGCAAGCAACAGGCGGAGGAACGGCCGCUACUGCGCCGACACCGGUUCCUCCACCCUCAAGCGACGAGACGUCUCCCAUUAAUUUGGUAUUACGGUUAAGAAAUACAAAGAGGGAGCUAAAUGAUAUCCGCUUUGAGUUCAUGCCAGGCAGGGACACAGCAGACGGAGUCUCUCAGGAGCUGGUCUCAGCGGGCCUGGUGGAUGGGAGGGAUUUAGUAAUAGUUGCUGCAAAUUUGCAGAAAAUAGUUGACGAGCCUCAAACCAAUAAAAAUGUCGUUUUUAAACUGGCUUCCGGAAUCGAGGGAUCGGAAAUACCAGAUGACGUCAAAUUGAUAGGCUUUGCUCAGCUCACCAUUAUUAGCUAAACUGGUGUUUACUACCUGGGGACCGUGACUUGCCUAAAAGAUGUGAAAAUUUGAAAAAAAAAAAAAAAAAAGUAGAUAAAUAUAUAGAGAUUAUUGCAUUUUUUUCUAUGGCUGUAAAGAAAACCACUACUGCCAAAGAAAACAGCACCAUUCAACGGCCGCCUUGUUGAAUGAGGCGGCGGGCUGAAGUAUGACGUCGUACAGUAUGAGAAUCACUCGAAAAAAACGUUUACAGUGUAUUUGUUCGAUGGCUGCGAGGAUGUACAACCAGCGUUUGGAUUCUUCUUUUGCUUUCCUCUGAAUUUGGAUGCAUUCGCACAAUCUCAACUUAUCAAUGCCUUAUGUUCAGCAGAACUACUGAAUGCGCUUUUUUUUUUUUUUCCUCGCUAUAAUGUACAAUGUUCGGUUUCAGUCAUCACCAAUCUGUUAUACCGUGGAGAAUCACGCGCGCGCACACACACAGAAAUCAAAACUGUAUUUAAAAACUUCAUACGUCAGUCACGAUUACACGGAAGACAAGUCAAUUGUUCGGAACUCUUUUUGUGACCUAUUUAUUUACAUUUGCGUUGAUGACGUGGUAUGUUAAUGUGUGUCCUUGAGCUAGCAUCCCAAAAUCAAACCCAAGCUGUGUCAGACUUUUUGCUGCAUGGCACCGAAAAUUCUGAGCAUCGGCGUAAACAUUAAUGAUUGCCUUAAUAUUUCUGGUCUUGCAAUAAUAGCCUUGCAGAUGUGUACAAAAAAAAACAAAAAACUGAACUUGACGUCAACAUAGGAUUGGCGCGAUGCUAACAUUUUCGGAAAUGUCAAUGUAUACCAUAAUAAUUGUGGCCUUAUUGAUACUGUUCAUCUGAGAUAAAAGUUGCAUGAAAAUCAGACGUAGACAUACGAGAAAUGCUAGCAUCAUUUAAAUGUUGUUUUUUUUUUCUGUCCCGACACAUUCUGGGGAGCGUUGAAGGAAGACAAUACUGCGGCUUCUCAUCCUUCGCCGAUUGAAAAGUUUUCUGCCUUUUGUAUACAAAGAAAACACAAUGGACAAGUAUCUUUGUAAAGCGUGCAUUUGUACCACCGUACAGCCCCCCGCUCAUGUGUGUUUACCAAGUAUUUUGAUGGUGAAUGUGCAGUGGGUGUAGCAGUGAGUCAAUCAGCUCUUUACGCUCGCCUUACAUUUUGAAAAUGAACAAUCGUCAUCACUUUUCUCCUCGUGCCAGCGUCCGAGUUGCGGGAGUGUGAGCGAGUGAAUGCUCCUAAAACUCCUAUUGUUCGGGCAAGAAACUCUUUUGGGUCUGGACUGUAGUAGCCUAAGACUAAUCACUAUCCAUGCUUUCGUUUGCUCUGCUUAGGGAGUUCCAAGCAUGUCUCUUUCAUCAAUAAAGAAUGAGCAUUA
This is a messenger RNA of Phyllopteryx taeniolatus (common seadragon), 3247 nucleotides long. It is a transcript of the gene oxsr1b, whose product is annotated as oxidative stress responsive kinase 1b. The record is from RefSeq and is a predicted model, not a curated record. Gene Ontology annotation, biological process: protein phosphorylation. Gene Ontology annotation, molecular function: protein serine/threonine kinase activity; ATP binding. The transcript has 18 exons. NCBI's taxonomy places the organism in Eukaryota, Metazoa, Chordata, Actinopteri, Syngnathiformes, Syngnathidae. The coding region runs from base 262 to 1863 and encodes 533 amino acids.